AUGGCAAAUGAGAUGAAAGAUAGGAAGGAGAAUCCUAAUAUUGGUAGAGUUAAUGCUAUAUCUCUCAGAAGUGGGAAUUCAAUUACCUCUGUAGAUCCUGUCACUACUUUUACUUCAAAGGAUGAGGAAGCUAUCAUUAAAGAUUCUCCCCCUACUUCCACAUCAUAUGAUAAGUCUAUUUUAUCAAAACCACAAGUGGCAUUGCAAGAAGAGCAAGAAAAAGAUGAGGAAGGGAAAAAAGUGAGUGAGCAAGUCUUACCUUUUCUUACCGAGGUAGUUAUGGCAGAAAGGAGAAAAAAAGAAGCUGAAAUGUUCAAAGAAGUUUAUGAUAUCUUCAAAAAGGUGGUGAUCAAUGUUCUAUUAGUUGAUCUAGUUGCACAAGUGCCCAAGUAUGUGAAGUUUUUGAAGGAGUUGUGCACCACCAAGAGAAGGCUCAAGCAUAAUGGUAAAGUUGACUUAUGCUCAGUUGUCUCUUCUCUUUAUCAGAUGCCAAUGCCAGUGAAGUACAAAGAUCCUAGUAGCUUUCUCAUAUCUUGCACCAUUGGUGACAUUGAGUUUUUAGAUACUUUAGCAAAUCUAGGAGUGGCUAUUAAUGUCAUGCCAAAAUCAAUUUUUGCUCAACUUCAAGGUGUGGAUCUUAAAUCUAAAAAUCUAACUGCCUCCCUUGUUGACAGAUGCUAUGUAGUUCCAAAAUGA
Neltuma alba is the source of this 696-nucleotide messenger RNA. RefSeq lists its product as uncharacterized. The record is from RefSeq and is a predicted model, not a curated record. The coding region runs from base 1 to 696 and encodes 231 amino acids. Lineage: Eukaryota; Viridiplantae; Streptophyta; Magnoliopsida; Fabales; Fabaceae. The transcript has 2 exons.